GUCCAUUAAUAAGAAGCCCAAGGCCCUGCAGAACCCCCUGCAGGGGAUGGAUGGGACACCCGAGAGCCCAGCAACCUGCAGCCCACCUCCCCAGAACCAGAACAGUUGCCGCCCAGAGGAGAAACCCCAGGAGUCAAGCCCCAUAAAGAGCCUCAUGGGCCCCCUUCAGCUGCUGGGGUCCCUGGAACCCUGCCCUAGUCUGGGCAGGGAGGGGGCGCAAUGCAGCCCAGAGAAUGGCAAAAUAGAGGACGGGGUUACGGGGGCUCCUAAGCCCCGCUGGAACUUUGAGCAGAUCUCCUUCCCCAACAUGGCUGCAGACAGCCGCCAUACCCUCCUGCUCGCCCCCGCUCCUGAGCUGCUCCCGGCCAACGUGGCUGGACGGGAGACGGACGCCGAGUCCUGGUGCCAGAGGCUCAACCAGCGGAAGGAGAAGCUCUCUCGGCGGGAACGGGAGCGGCAGGCAGAGGCCCAGCACUUCCGCGAGGAUGUGAACGCCGACCCCCAGGUGCAGCGCUGCUCCAGCUGGUGGGAGUACAAGCAGCUGCUGCAGAGGCGGCACCUGCAGAAGACCCAGAGCCGUCCCCCACAUCUGUGGGACCAGCCUGUCACCCCCUUGCUGAGUCCCGGUCAGGCCGACUCCCCAGCCUCAGUCCUUCAGCAGAUCUCUGUGCUGCAGACAGCGCACCUUGCUGAUGGAGGUGCCCGGCUGCUGGAGAAGCCCGGUGGCUUGGAGAUCAGCUUUGAUGUCUACCAGGCUGACGCCGUGGCCACCUUCCGAAAGAAUAACCCUGGCAAGCCCUAUGUCCGGCUGUGCAUUAGCGGAUCUGAUGAGCUGGUCCCAGACCUCCGCACCCUCAAGCGGUUGUCCUACCAGAGUGGGGAUGUCCCUCUGAUUUUUGCCCUGGUGGAUCAUGGAGACAUCUCCUUCUACAGCUUCAGGGACUUCACGCUGCCCAGGGAUCUGGAACACUGACCACCCAGCUGGGGUCUGCCCUGGGGGACCUGGACUGUCCACUCUCAGGGACCAUCGCAGUUGCCUCCUACACCCAGACUGUGACCUGUAGCUUCAGAGGCUAGUCUGGGCCUUGGCCUUGGGUGUCUGAUGCCCACAGGAGAGCAAAGCCUUGCCCCACUACCUGGCCGCUGCAGCACUUCCAAGCCCCAGGUCUGAGACUGCUGCCUUGCAGUAAUCCCCUUGGAAUUCAGGACUAGAUUCCAAGAGGCCAGUGAGGUGGGGCAGAAGAGAAGACUCUGUGCCUUUAAAUGAGAGUGUGCCUGCUUCAUGCGAUAAAGCCAAAGCCAUUAAAAAAUACAUAUAUAUAUA
Bubalus bubalis (water buffalo) is the source of this 1324-nucleotide messenger RNA. It is a transcript of the gene TSEN54, whose product is annotated as tRNA splicing endonuclease subunit 54. Gene Ontology annotation, biological process: tRNA-type intron splice site recognition and cleavage. Gene Ontology annotation, cellular component: tRNA-intron endonuclease complex. Lineage: Eukaryota; Metazoa; Chordata; Mammalia; Artiodactyla; Bovidae. The record is from RefSeq and is a predicted model, not a curated record.